AUGUCUUCCAAAGCAAGGUACUAUUUAGAGCAGUGCAUCCCUGAAGUCGAUGAUUUGGUGGAGCAUGGUAUCUUCAAUAAGAGUGAAGUUACCUCAAUCAUGAAAAAGAGAACAAAUUUUGAACAUCGUUUAAAUAGUAGGGGCUCAAGCAUUUCUGAUUAUAUCAGAUAUGUGGAAUUUGAAAAAAAUGUUGAUAAGUUACGUUUGAAGAGAAUUAAAAGAAUACUACAAAAUAGCAAAAAAUAUUCUGUUUCUGAUUACUCCAUUCAACAUAGAAUAGAUUUUAUUUUUCAGCGGGGUUGUAACAAAUUUCCUCAAGAUCUACGUUUUUGGUCACUCUAUUUAAAUUAUUUAAAAAGUAGAGGUAAUAAGGUCUCAUACAAAAAAAUUCAUUCUGUUUACAAUCAAUUGUUAAGAUUACAUCCAACAAAUGUCGAUGUUUGGAUUAGUUGUGCCAAAUUUGAAUACGAAGUUUAUGCUAAUUUCAAAAGUUGCAGAACAGUCUUCCAAAACUCUUUAAGAUUUAAUCCAGAUUCUUCCAAACUUUGGUUUGAAUAUUGUAAAUUUGAAUUAAACUUUGUAACCAAAUUGAUUACUAGAAGAAAAGUUUUAAAUUUAAUCAAUGAGAGGGAACAAGAAAUGGAUAUGCUACAUCAAGAAAAGGCGAACGUUCCGGAUGACAGCAACGAACAUGAAGAUGGUAUUAAGUUACCUUCUACUGGCGACAACAUGAAAGAUAAGUUGAACGAGUUGCCUGAUACCGACAUGAGUAUGCUAGGUAAUGAAGAAACAAAUCCAGCUUUGCGUGGUGAUAUUGCGUUGACAAUUUAUGAUUUGGCUAUGAAGAACUUACGUCAAAAAUUUAUUGAGAAACGUAGGGGAUUUUAUGCAGUUACAGAUGGAAAUUUUGAAAAAGAAUUGAUAGCGGAUGUUAACGAAUAUCUAUAUACCAUAUCAUUGGAUUACAUUAAACUAUUUGACAAUUUCAAAGCUUUAAGGAGGGACUAUUUAAUAACUCAUGUUUUACAUUAUUUGAAAACUUUGGACACCAUCAAAUCAUCGAAAGAAUACUCAUCUUACAUUACAUUUAUUGAUAUCACCUUGAAUAUAAGAUAUAUGGAUACACCUUCAUUUAACAAUACCGAGUUGCAGAAAUCUGUACAAAAAUAUUUGGUCUAUAAAUCUAAAAUCAAGGAUAAAGAGCUGUUAAAGUUAAUAAGAGUGAAAUACAGUGAAUAUUUAAGGGAAAAGUAUUUGAUCAAUAUGGAAAAAGAUUCUGAUCCUAGGUAUAGUGUCUUGGCAAAAAUCAUAAACAAAUUGUGA
Molecule: messenger RNA, 1323 nt
Organism: Saccharomycodes ludwigii
Lineage: Eukaryota; Fungi; Ascomycota; Saccharomycetes; Saccharomycodales; Saccharomycodaceae
Gene: UTP6
Product: snoRNA-binding rRNA-processing protein UTP6
Exons: 1
Coding region: 1-1323 (440 amino acids)
Biological process (GO): maturation of SSU-rRNA from tricistronic rRNA transcript (SSU-rRNA, 5.8S rRNA, LSU-rRNA)
Cellular component (GO): small-subunit processome; Pwp2p-containing subcomplex of 90S preribosome
Molecular function (GO): protein binding; snoRNA binding
Source: RefSeq, a predicted model, not a curated record